CCCUGCCCUAUGGCUUCCCCGGCGGCGGCGGGGCCCGGCGCCGCGCUGCCCCCGGGCGCGGCCCGGCGCGAUUUCUACUGGCUGCGUUCCUUCAUCGCCGGAGGUGUUGCAGGAUGUUGUGCCAAAACAACUACUGCACCGCUGGAUCGAGUAAAGAUUUUGCUGCAAGCUCAUAACCACCAUUACAAACAUCUAGGAGUGUUUUCUACAUUGUGUGCUGUCCCCAAAAAGGAAGGUUACCUUGGGCUGUAUAAAGGAAAUGGGGCAAUGAUGAUUAGAAUCUUUCCAUAUGGCGCAAUUCAGUUUAUGGCAUUUGACCAAUAUAAAAAGGUAAUAAAGAAGCAACUUGGGAUUUCAGGGCACGUGCAUCGAUUAAUGGCUGGAUCCAUGGCAGGUAUUACAGCAGUGAUUUGUACUUACCCUCUUGAUAUGGUUAGAGUUCGUCUGGCGUUCCAAGUAAAAGGGGAACACAAGUACAUGGGAAUUAUCCAUGCAUUCAAGAUGAUUUACACAAAGGAAGGUGGUUUUAGUGGGUUCUACAGAGGGCUGAUGCCAACUGUUGUAGGAAUGGCGCCAUAUGCGGGUUUUUCAUUUUUUACCUUUGGUACCUUAAAGAGCAUUGGACUUGCUCAAGCACCUAACUUGCUUGGACGGCCUUCAUUAGAUAAUCCCGAUGUCUUAGUUUUGAAAACACAUGUAAAUCUGCUGUGUGGUGGCAUAGCUGGAGCAAUAGCUCAGACGAUAUCAUAUCCCCUUGAUGUAACUCGUAGGCGAAUGCAGUUAGGAGCGGUUCUCCCAGACUCUGAAAAGUGCCUUACAAUGGUGCAGACACUGAAAUAUGUAUACCAACAACAUGGAAUACGAAGAGGAUUAUACCGUGGUUUAUCUCUAAAUUAUAUUCGUUGUAUUCCUUCCCAGGCUGUGGCUUUUACCACAUACGAACUUAUGAAACAAUUCUUGCACCUCAACUAAUUUUUUUUUUUUAGAAGACUUUCCUGUAAAACUACACUAUCAGUCCUCAAAUUCUAUUGGUGAGUAAAUUACUUGAAGUUUAAAAAAAAGCUAUCUGUUACUGUGGAACUGCUGCUGUCUGACAUUUUUAUUUGCCAAAACGUGGUUUAUUUCCUGGAGUCAAACCAGGAGACAGAUCAAAAUAAACAUUAGUUAGCUAUAAACAUUUUUUUUGCACUUGAGCUUCUAGGCUUCAUUAGAUUAAUGUUAAGAAUUACACAGUUUUAAAAUUACACCCACAUUUUAUACGGGUUUCAAGCUGUUAGUUAUUUAGCUUUAUCACCAUUCCAGGAGUUACACGCAUGGUUAUACUGCUUUUUAAGCUAGUAGUUAGACAUCUGUUCUUCUUUACAAAUUAAAUUGAAUAAACUGAUUUGAACAAAAUGCAAUGAUUUUCAUAUUCAAAUACUUGCCAGCUCUGUAGAAGCUGAACUCAUCAGACUACAGCUUAAGCAUCUUUUCAUUCUUUUUUUGCAUAAGUUUUCUGUAUGCAAGAACAAUGCGUAUAUCUUCAGAUUGGUACAUAUGAAAGUCUCUUCAACCACUUCAAUAAAAAAUGACAGGAUAUAUUUAAUAUUAUUAGAAAUCUUGCAAUUUGGAAACCAGUUUCUUGGCAUACAUUCUAUUCUAAAAAAAGCUGUCAUCUACACAAAUAAAACCAGGGGGAACUUUUACAGUGAGAAGUGCUAGAAAAGAUCUCCUUAAGGCAGUUAGCAUGGGCCAAUUCUUACAAGGCAUUUCUGUACCUUUUCUGUGGAGCUGAAUGUUCUCGAUUCAGUUUAUUGAAGGCUGAGUAUUUUAUGUACUUUCCAGUACUAGCUUGUGUAAAAAAGUUUGUCCCUACCUUAAAACAUGGUGACAAACGACUGCAUGCUGCUGCAUUUACUUAUUUAGGCAUAUGGACCAUAUUCAACCUCUCGCGCAAGAAAAGAAAAUGAAGAUUGUAUUGGAGUCUGUAGAUGUAUAUAUGUACUGUUUCUAAAGUAUGGUAUGCAAUAGGCUAUUACAUGUUUUCUUCCUCCUGCAAUUCCUUUUGUAGAGGGAAUUAUUUUCCAGACUUGUUUAUACAUGAUUUGCAUUGGUACUCUUGAUUUUACUCACUUGAUUCAGGAAACUGUAAAGCAUUUACUUUACAUGAUGUAAGUUAUUUAUUUAAUGUAAAUAUUUUAGCAGUGUCUUUUAGAGAAUUGGUAAUGGUUAUGUUAAGUGAUGGAUGAUAAGAUCCAUUUGCUUAAUUUUGACAAAGUUGACAAACUGGAUUUUGAGUUAUGUAUUCAGUACCAACUUU
Molecule: messenger RNA, 2299 nt
Organism: Haliaeetus leucocephalus (bald eagle)
Lineage: Eukaryota; Metazoa; Chordata; Aves; Accipitriformes; Accipitridae
Gene: SLC25A16
Product: solute carrier family 25 (mitochondrial carrier), member 16
Exons: 9
Coding region: 10-972 (320 amino acids)
Biological process (GO): transmembrane transport
Cellular component (GO): mitochondrial inner membrane
Source: RefSeq, a predicted model, not a curated record